CGUCUGGGCGAGAAGGUCUCCGUCAUACAUGGGGAAAAUAACUGUACAAAUAACCUCCAUUGUUUUUCGAAGAAACGACGGGAACCUCAUCACACGGGAGAGACCACGGACCUGUCUGCACUGCUUGAGUAAGCAUUACUUGUGUUUCAUUGGUAAACGGGAGCUGUGAUUGUGGAGCGACGGUCUUUACGACGACUUGUUGCGGGGACGGAGAUGCGGCGGCGACGGCGGCGGGCGGUGGAUGCUGAGAAGCGUCUGUAGUCUCCAUCACCAACCAUCCUUCCUCCCACAGCAGCUAUAUGAGUCAACAUGGCCGCGGAGCAGCUCGACCUGCUCAUCCUCUGAGCCGUAGUGCAAAGCAAUACUGAGGUAAAGAAAAAUACACGGUUCGUUUUAUACAUGCUCAGAAGGGCAUUUUAAUUUUAAGACAUGGGGGAAAACGAGACAAAGAAAGUUUUUGGCUCCAUAUCCACAGCAUAGAUGGCGUUCAUGUCCCGCUUCUCUCGGUCUCGGAGCAGCUCCAGGUCUCCGAGCCGAAAGGAGUCUGAGCGUGACUCCCAGACACUGACGGUGUCCGAGCUGGAGAGGCUGCUGUACACGGGCAAGACGGCCUGCAACCAUGCGGACGAAGUGUGGCCCAGGCUCUACAUUGGAGACCAAAACAUUGCCUCCGACCGCCGUGAGCUGGCCAGACUCGGUAUCACACACAUUCUGAACUGCGCGCAGAGCAAGUGGCGAGGCGGAGCCGAGUAUUACGCGGGAAUGAACAUCACCUACCACGGGAUCGAGGCUCACGACUCCCCGACCUUUGACAUGAGCGUCAACUUUUAUCCGGCUGCCGAGUUUAUCCACAAAGCCCUCUCGAGUGGAGGUAAGGUGCUGGUCCACUGCACAGUGGGAGUGAGUCGCUCAGCCACUCUGGUGCUGGCCUACCUGAUGAUCAGACAGAACCUGACGCUGGUGGAGGCCAUCAGAACAGUCAAAGACCACCGAGGCGUCAUCCCCAACCGAGGCUUCCUCCGCCAACUCAAUGGACUGGACGGCAUCCUGAGAGAAAGCCGGAAGACAUCGCCGCAGAGCUGAAAACCCUCCCACACACACAACCACACAUAUAAGCCAAGGUAGCAGCCAGACACACAAAACAGAGACAAAUUCAGAGCAACAAGUGACUUUCUGACGCUGGAGGCUCUGAGUGGCAAAAGGUGACUGAAUGUCACUUUCCUGAGCUAACGGUAAUCUUCAUUUCUUUUCAUCUGGUCAGUCCUUUCACGUGUACUGCUGGUGGUGCCCGUCAAGGUCACACUCUCCAGGGAGGGUCCAAGUUUCAUCAGAUUGAUUAGCGGAGGCAAUGACAGCCUCACACUGCCCUUUAAAGCAUUCACACAUUCAUUUAACGAGUCAUAUUUUUACUGAAGGAAAAAUCAGGGAAACCCUCAGGGAAACAGCAGAGGGUGACACUUUCAGGUCAUGUAACUGGAGAAUGCAACAAUUGAUGUGUUUCUGUCCUUCAGACCAAGUACUUUCCCUUUGGGAUUUAGAAGUAUUGACAUUUUAAAGAUAAAAAGCUACUGAUUUGAUGGAAAAUUGGUAAACGAGCAUUGAUAGAACGUCACUCUGUGGCAUGUAGGUUGGAGAGGUUUUAAAAGCACAACUCAAGUCCCCAAAAUGCACGAGACAAAAAUCAAACCCACACUGAAAACAAAGAUGUGGAUCCAGCAGAGUUUAUUGUACUGCGAUUGCCUUCAUACAGGAAGUCUUGAUAAAAUCCCAACUAAUUUCUGGAGAAACCAACAUCUACUUCCUUUUUGGUUGACCCUCGACUUUAAACUUCUCACAUUCCAGAGUACACUGGUGGCUUAUACUUACUCACUUUACCAGUUUAUUCCAGUUUACUCAAUUCUAAAUACCGACUUGCCGAAUUAAUGAUUUCAUACACGUUCAUCUAUGCCAUGGCUUCUGCCAUGGCUUCAGCAUACAUCACAUCCAGUGAUGUAUGCUGAAUCAAGAGGAGUGUUGCUAGGUGGUCUGUGGCGUGUAUGAACCAGUGUGUUCGAAUACUCACGGCCCGCAAUCAAGUGACCAGGUAUCAACUGUUUGGCUUCGAAGGAAUUAUGGAAGAACCUUCAGGAAACUAGAGCUGUAGAACAGAAAAGGCUUCCACACUAUUCCCAGAGGCAUUUUUUGAGGAUUUGGCUCUAGUACGUCAUUCCAGGGAUUCUACUAAGGGUGUUCUGAUGCUUUAUAAUGUUAGCCUCAGAUAUAGGUAGAAGGGAUCAGAAGUCAGCCCAGAGCCCUUUGCACCAAGAAGAGUGGAAAUGUUCUUGACUGUUUUUCUUGGCCGCAGGGUAGAUUCUGAAGGCUCUCAAGGGAUGACGUAUCUCUUCCCAGCCAUGGAGAAUUUCAGAUUCUUCUAAGGGAACUGAAAAACAGGGCUGGAUGUUUGGAAUUUCUGAUUUAGCCUACAUGAACAUAGUAAGAAGUAUCCUGUGCAUUUAAGGCUGGAGAUCAAAACUAGGGAGAGUGGAAUGCACAACUCCAAAUUGCACAGAUGUGCUGCUGUCUGAGCACAGGAUGCAGGUUUCUGCCAGAGAAAGUCCCUGGUAUCUAUGUUCAGGUGUUACCAGGUUGAGAAUUGGGUCUGGUUCAGCUGCUGAGUCGACGUAGCAACGAUUUAUGCGUUCACUUUGCGCUCUAGGACAUCAUCACCUUUCCUGCAGACCUAAACAGUUCAAACAUGUUGUGCAAGACAACAUGUUUGAGCAUGCUCCCCGUCAACGCCACCUCGCUCCACUCUGCAUCACUUAAACAAAAACAGGUUUGGAAGCAGUGCACUGCUCCCGCUGCUCAACCCCUUAACUGUCAUGAUGACACCGGUAUCCUCGUGGACACACUGACUUACAUGUUAGCAUUUUGAGGGCAACAAAGAAACAGUACACACCAUCAUGAUUUGUUCUUUUCCUCUCCUUGCACUAUGUUCCAGAACCGUGUGAAGGCACAGUUCCCGCUUUACAUUCUUCUGCCCACAUUGACAGGAAAAGUGACAUUCUGUUGAUACCAAUCUCCAAUUACACAACCAGAUGGCUCUAAACGUCUACACUGAAUUUAUAGGCAUUGUUUUUACUACUCAGAUGAUUCCAUUGAAUAAGUGCCCUGGCCUGAGCUAUUGAGUCGUGCAGCAGUUGUAAUAUGGAUCUAAACCAGCAACGCUUUGUAGCCGUUAGGUAUUCAAAAUAACAACAUAGCUUUUUUCAGUGUGAAUAGACUGCAGAAUACUUUAACAGGCACGGCCUUUCAUCUAUGUCCAUUAGUGCUACGAUUGCGCUGAAUUAAAAACUGUCCAGUCUAGUGUGUGUUUAAAUGUUAUAUUGACUGGAAGGUCUCUUGGAUUUUGUCACAAAAUAAUACCAGAUAUGUGCCACUGCAAAAGCUACUACCUGCCUGGCUGACAGGAAGUGUUGGGUGUUCAGAGCCCUGUCGUACCCAGUGCUCUCUGUGACUUAUGCUAAGUGAGCCUUGUGCUUCCUAAAAACAUUCUCAGUUUAUGCUAACUUAUUAAAAGUCAUUUUUAGUGUUGUUGUUAAAUACCUCAACUAUAGUGUUUCAAAUAUACUUUUUGGAGUUGUUCUGUGCUAUUCUACUGGCAAGACGAAGUUUGGGUGAGAAGACAGACGGUUCGUUGCUGAAAAGGUACAUCUUGGAUAUGAACCUUUGUAUUUGUAAAGUCUAGAAUAUAGAUCUCAGCUAAUUUAGAAAUAUCAUUUUAGAGAGGCUGUCUCCCCAGAAAAUCUUAUCCUGCUCUCAUUGGUUAUCUGUAGUAGCAUGGACAGACUCCGCCCAUAUUUCCAUAUUGACCCUUUGCAUGCGACAUCACACUCUUCAAAAAGUAGCCCACAUGGCCAUGACGGAACGUCCAAGCCACCUAUGCGCAUGUUAACUCUUGCAAAACUUGUCAAUAAAACAGAGUUGGUAGUCUAAUAUGGUCACAGGGUGCUGCACGGACGAGGAUUCGAAAGAUGAUGGUGAUGCAUAGCAGCAACUUGAACAAGUAGCAGGCAUGGCUAAACUGGCAAAACUAACUUGGGAAAACAAUCGCAGUCGUCUGUUCAAUACUUUGAUCCCUCAGGCGUCCGUCAUGGUACCUCAGUAUGAUCAGGUGACAGAGCUGCAAAGGGUCAAUAAGGUUCGUUAGAACUUAAAACUCCUGACAGUCUUUCAAUAGAGAAAAAACUAAACUUGCUCUCAUUGGUGGUAACUUGUAGCUGUAUAGAAGUCUUAUAGAGGUCAACACAUAAACAGAUGAACUUUUUCACUGAACCUUUAAGGGUUUGGUUUGAAACCAUGUUAAGUUGCCGUCCCUCCAAACACUGGUCUCCCGUAGAGAUCAUUAUUCCAGGUCAGUCAUUGCCAGACAAUUUGGGCUAUAUAGGGGUCUUGUCCAGAUUUACUCUUAACAAAGAUGUUAAAAGUCAGGCAUCACCAACUGCUUUCAUCAACCCUAGCCCAAACUUUUACUUUCAGGAAACUUCCAUGUUUGGACAGAAGUCCAAAUGUCUUAAUCAAAAUUCAAGGUUUCAUUUUGACUCUUUAAGCAGUGCGAGCUUUUGAUUUUAAAAUACGAAGCAGCGGUUAACCCAAGACAUGGAAAUAUAUUUGAAUGUUUGUGUUGUCCAAAUUUCUUGAUUCUUGUCUCAGUGGUCCACAAUGCAAGAACAUAAUAGUCCCUGGAGACCAUAACCACAAUGCAGCUUUUGGUCGAGAUUUGUAAAGGGACUAACAGAAGAAAGCUGCAGUGAGAUCAGGCAUCUGAAAAGGCGGGAAUUUUUCAUUCUUGCUAUUUUUGACCAAUAAACACAUUUGAAACCUGUGGAUCAAGAAUUGGUAUUUUCCUGAAACACAGGAAAUUCUUUUUGUGGUAUUAUAUUUUGUUUACAUCAAAACUAGCUAAGUUAAUAACAUGUUGUUACUGUGAUAUGUUUUUUUGUUUUUAAAUCUCCCCAAAAUUAAAAAUCUCUGCAACAGUUUUUUAACAAUAAAGCCUGAAGCUUGAAUGGAGCCUGAUCCUCCCACAACCCUUUUAAUGUUGAGAAUUGUAAACUUCAUAAUCUUCUGAGUCAUCAGAUACCACUACUUUAAUGUUUAAACCCACAUUUGGCUGUUAUGUCAAAUCACUUUCAUUAUGAAUACACUUCAUAAAACAUCAGGUUGUCUCAGCUUGGAAAACAAGAGAGCUGAAACUGGACAUUACCUACAUUAUCUAAGUGUUACGUUGCGGCUUACGGAUCAUGGCUUCAUGCCUUCACCAUGUUGUGGCCCCGUUGAUCACAGUGGGCUCCAGUGUUUUUUCCAAAAGAAAGUACCAGAACACAUCUGAAGACUCCCUCUAACUGGGUGACAAACACGUAUCAGCAGGUUCCCGGCGUCUUUUGGUUUGUCUUUACUAUGCGCUUGUUUUCUGAUGCCUUCUGCAUCUCGUGUUUCAGUGUUGUCCAUCUUGAUGUUCGGUCUAAGCAGACAGCAUUACAAGGUUAUUUAAGUGACAACAUUUUUGUACAGCUUAGGCUGAACUUCAGAGGUCUGAUGUUUCUUCUGCUCAGUGUUCUCCUCCAGACAGAGGAGCAUAUAUGAUGUCCUAUUAACAGCAUUACCUGCUGAUCUGAAUAAGCUAAGCUACUAACAUAGAGAUGGCAGUCAAAGAACAAUUAAGAACUCUCCUAAAAGAGCACGGAGGAAAACGUUUUCAUUGCGACUUUCAGCUUUCCUGCGGUAUGUUUUGUAUUUGUGACUUUGUUGUGCUGUGACUUGUUCUUCCCGUUUAUAUCCCUGGGUCCUAGCAGCAGCCCUUUGAUAGGAAGACUGGAAUUCCAGUGAAUUUAUUUUUGUAUCACUCUGUCUGUGAUUCCCCCCGAAAGGAGAUGUUCAUGCCUUAAUCUGUGUUCUUCAACUUGGUCUUGUUACGGUGAGAAACUAUGACAAUUGUCAACUUUGUUUUGAUAAAUGCUGUAAUCGGUCAUAAAUAAAUAGAAAAAUCCUUUGAGUUUUAUCGUGGUUUUUUUUUUGGUAUUUAAUACCCCUACAUUCUACAAUGUAAAGGAUAAUUCACAAUUGGAUAAUGCCAAACAUGGCAGACUAGCUUAGGUUUGCAAACCUAUUCAUGAUGAGUGAGUAUGGUGGUACUUUGGAAAUAUUUUAAAGGAGUUUUUUUGGAAGACUUUUACAAUAACUUUCCUCAAAUCUCAUGGAAAGCAGAGAGAUACUGCUUUAUUUGAUCCUUUGUGCUGACAUGUGACGGUAAAUGUAACUUUUUGUCACUCGCCAUGUCGAUCACAGACUAUGACUUCACACCAAGUUAGUCUGAGGCAGCAGAAACCUAACAUUUUUUAACAUUUUUGCAGAAAAUUUGGAACAAAAGAACCCCCUUAUAAGUAUGGACCAGUUUGAUCUGAUUAUUCUGCAUGAAUUUCCUCACUUGUGAAAAUCUGAAGGGACUGUUUUACUAGAACUAAUUUGCUGGACCUCUGUUGAAUUACAUCAGCCACUUAAAAGGUCGUGAAUAUUUAAGCAAUCUCAUUUUUAUGCUCACCAGUUUUUGUCAUUUUCUAGAAAUGGUAUGUUUUUGUAAUAAAACCAAACAAAACAUUUGAUCGUCACUGUUGAUUUGUAAAAGCCUUAUGCUGUGCUAACACGUCUCGGUUGGGUUGUUAAUGGUCCACUCAACCCAACCAGGUGAAGAAAAUGGACAUGUUGCUGGUUCUAUUCCAGUGAACCAUAUCUCUAUAAGCAAUUUGGAAGAAAUGCUGGUCAGU
Molecule: messenger RNA, 6803 nt
Organism: Gambusia affinis (western mosquitofish)
Lineage: Eukaryota; Metazoa; Chordata; Actinopteri; Cyprinodontiformes; Poeciliidae
Product: dual specificity protein phosphatase 26
Exons: 4
Coding region: 481-1083 (200 amino acids)
Biological process (GO): protein dephosphorylation; negative regulation of MAPK cascade
Cellular component (GO): cytoplasm
Molecular function (GO): MAP kinase phosphatase activity; protein tyrosine/serine/threonine phosphatase activity
Source: RefSeq, a predicted model, not a curated record